AGUUAUCAUGAUGACGACCAUGAGGAUCAAACUCCCGCAUCAGAGCGUUUUAGAUAGCAAUCAGUUGGCGUCAAACUGUCUCGGGUUGAAGAUCUUCUCGCAGAAGAAUUUUCUCGCAGAUUAGAAAAAUUCUUUUGGAGGAUUAAAGUGCAAAAAAACUCAAAGAUAAAUCAACUUUCUUCAAACAGUUUGAGUGCUUUUGUGAUAAAUUUAAUUGAAGCUUUCUUAUGGCUUCUUCAGAAGCUGAAGAUGCCGUCUUUGACAAGCUCAUUGCAAUGGUUGGGGACUGGGGCCCUUUCCAGAAGCGCUUCAACUACCUCUUCAAUGGAGCCCAAAUUAUAUUUGUCUCAAUGUCCUUCAUGAAUAUUGUCCUGGCGCUCAAUAUUCCCGAUCAUCACUGCAAUGUUCCCGGUCGUGAAAACACAAAUUUCUCCCUGGAUGAGUGGAAAGAGAUCGUAUUGCCCAAGGAGAAAAAUAACAGAGAUAUGGAAGUUCUGAGCUCAUGCAAAAUGUACAAUAUUACUGGAGUUGAUAUCCAGAACAUUUGGGAAAAUACCACAAAACCUGAAGAGGUUUUCAAUGAGACAAUUAGCUGUACCCAUGGUUACAUUUACGAUAAGCAAUGGUAUGAGAAGACGGUGGUGAGCCAGGAGGAUUGGGUCUGUGACAAGAAUAUCUAUGUUACCAACAUAUUUGUCUUUAAUCGUAUUUCACAAGUUUUUGGUACAUUAAUCUUUGGGCAACUGGGAGAUAAGAUUGGACGACGAUUUAUUUACUACAUAAGUAUGCUGCUGACCAUUUCUGGGCGUUUUCUGUCCAUUGUUACCUCAUCGUCCUUCCUCCUGUUCUCAAUUGCCUCAAUUAUUGGUUGCUGUGCCGCCAAUACGGCCUUCCAGUCGCCUCUAAUCAUUGCUUUGGAGACUUCUAAAUCGGAGCUUCGAGCGCAUAUAGCCAUGAUGCAGUACGUGGGAUGGACAGUCGGUCUGUGCAUAAUGCCAAUGGUUUUCUGGUGGGUGCGAGAUUGGGUUUGGUUUAUUGUUCUAACAACCAUUCCCUAUGCAAUGUUUGUAAUUCCAAAGUACAUGAUUGAGUCACCACGAUGGUUAGCUAAUCAACGUCGCUACAAAGAUUGCGCCAAACAACUGAAUACAAUUGCUAAAAUUAAUGGAAAAGACGUAAAUAUAACUGAAAAGCUCCUAAUUGAGAUGCUUCCAACUGCAUCAGAGGAGAAAGUAUACGGGCUAGCUUCAAUCUUCUCAAGCUGGAGACUGGCUAAGAACUCAUGCCUUCUAAUGCUGAAUUUAUCCAUUUGCUGCAUUGUCUACCUCUCAAUUAUUCUCAACAUCUCACGCAUGGGUGGCAAUCCUUUUGUCAAUUUCUUCUGGCAGAGUUUCAGUGAACUACCAGCAUCUAUUAUUGGGCAGAAGAUGGGCGAUAUCAUUGGCAGACGCUACACGAAUGUUAUAGCAUUCCUCCUUGGUGCUCUCGGAUGUCUUGGAGCUGUAUUUAUGGUCCAAAAUCCUGAGAUGGAUUUCUAUGCAACAUCUUUUACGGUUUUUGUAAAAAUGAUGAUCAUGAUUAACUUCUUUGCAAUUGGCUUGCAAUCUAUGGAAACCUAUCCAACUUGCAUAAGACAAACUGGAAAUUCUGUUAGUGUAAUUAUUGCCAAUGGUUUUGGAGUUCUUGGUCCAUAUAUCGUUCAUUUGGGAACAAACUUUGAUGCACGAUAUCCUUUCAUCAUAAUGGGUAUUCUGCUGCUUAUUGGAGCUCCUGCCAGUUUAUUCCUACCUGAAACUCUACACGAAAAGAUGCCAGAGACACUGCAGGAAGCGCAGGAGUUUGGCGCUAAUCAACCCUUCUGGUUCUACCCCAGAGCACCGUCCAAAGAUUCCAAAUCAGAAUGUGAAGAGAAUGCAAAGACAGACGAUGUGAAUGAGAAGCUAAAUCAACCACAAUUCCAACCAUGAGAUUUAAUUGUAAGAAGAAUUUUAGACUCUUCAAGAUUUUUUUUUAGUUUUUACUGCUUGUUGCUUUUUAAGCUUUUUAGUUUGUUGCAAAGAAAUAAAUUUGUUUUUGAAAGAAAAA
This is a messenger RNA of Lutzomyia longipalpis, 2085 nucleotides long. RefSeq names its product solute carrier family 22 member 4-like. The record is from RefSeq and is a predicted model, not a curated record. Lineage: Eukaryota; Metazoa; Arthropoda; Insecta; Diptera; Psychodidae. Gene Ontology annotation, cellular component: membrane. The transcript has 8 exons. Gene Ontology annotation, biological process: transmembrane transport. Gene Ontology annotation, molecular function: transmembrane transporter activity. Bases 228 to 1967 code for a protein of 579 amino acids.